CCAAAUUGAAAAGUUUUUGGAUUUUAUGGAGGCUCAACAGUACCGUGCCAAUGAAAAAGAUGAAGAUGAAUUAGUGGUGGAGGGGAAUAAAAUUGGAUUGAAAACAGCAUUAGAGGAUGAUCCAAAUGCACCAAAACAGGACAAGUCUGCUUCUAAUUAUCAGACUAAAGUUACUGAUCCAACAGGCGCUAAUAGUGAGGAGGUGGGAACUACUCCGCUUGUAGAGUCAUUCGAGAAAAUGAGCGUAAAGGAAGAAACAAAGCCAGAGAAAGGAGCGUCAAUGAAGAACUACUUGGCAGAGAAAUUCAAGCCGCGAGAUGAAGAUAAAGCACUUUCUGAGGUCAUUUCAGGCAAACUUGCGGGACGGAAGGAUAAAACCGAGGGUACUGAACAGGCAAAGCCAACAGAAAAAGUGAAGGAAAAUUCAACGGAAAAAAUGGAAAAACCGGAGGGCGUGGCGACACAAAAAGGCUCUACCGAUGAACAGAGGGUGGCGCCUGCUGCUGCGGCGGCAACAACGCAUGUUGAAGGUGGAGGAAAGAGUAUGAUAAAUAGGCUUAAAGGUGUUGCUAGUUCAUGGCUUCACAAAGCACCAGCAGCAGCACCACCAUCACAACAGACUCCUACUAGUACUACACAUGGUACUUAAUUAGUUAGUUAUAAAUGCUUCUAUAUACUUUAUCAAAAGUUUGUUUUAUAUGUUGGUUUGUCUUGUGUUUGUUUUGUUAGGUGUUUGGUUUGAUCUUAAAGUGUAAUGAGUUGUGUAAAUAGAUUAUGUUUUGUUUUGAACUGAGUGGUGUUUGUUUUGUGUCGUA
This is a messenger RNA of Solanum tuberosum (potato), 815 nucleotides long. RefSeq names its product low-temperature-induced 78 kDa protein-like. The record is from RefSeq and is a predicted model, not a curated record. The coding region runs from base 26 to 649 and encodes 207 amino acids. Gene Ontology annotation, biological process: response to stress; response to abscisic acid. The transcript is spliced from 3 exons. NCBI's taxonomy places the organism in Eukaryota, Viridiplantae, Streptophyta, Magnoliopsida, Solanales, Solanaceae.